AUGGAAAUUUUUAAUGAUUUAAAAAUUAUCUCUAAUAAUAAAUUAUGCAAGAGAAUUAACCUUGAUUUUGAAUCAUGCAACCUCAUUCCAGUCACAAUAAUGAUACAAUCAACGCUCCUCUUAAUAUUUAUUGUGAUACUUUCUGUUAUUAUUUAUAUAUGGUGGUACCAGAACUUUUCUCGUUUCUUUUCUCUUCUAAAUAAAGUACCAGGACCUCCUGGAUACCCAAUUAUAGGCAACAUUAUCCAGUUUCUUGCCACGCCUGAAGAACUAUUCAAGAUUGAUCGAGAAUUAGGUCGACGGUUUUAUCCGAUAUAUAAAGAAUGGACUCUGACUUAUGGUGCUGUCAAUCUUUUGCAUCCAGACGAUAUCGAGCUGGUGUUAUCAAACAGCAAAUAUAAUGAUAAGAGUGCCAUCUACGAUUUUUUGCAUUGUUGGCUGGGUACCGGUUUACUAACCAGCAGUGGUACCAAAUGGCAAACGCGUCGUAAAGUAUUAACACCGGCUUUCCAUUUCAAUAUUUUGCAACAAUUCCUUCCCAUUUUCAACGAGGAGACAGUAAAACUUAUUAAAAACAUCAAAAAUGACCAACCAAUCGACGUUAUCCCACCUGUCACACAAUUUACCCUUCUGUCAAUCGCAGAAACUUCAAUGGGAGUUAAAUUGGACGCAUCGCCAAAAAGCUGUGAUGACUACAAGAAUGCAAUCCACGUUUUUGGCUACGCUUUGACUUACAGAUUAGGUAGGCCUUGGCUACACAACCCGUUUGUCUUCUUCAAUUUGACAAGACUUGGUCACCUGACUAAGAAAAGUAUCAAGAUUUUGCAUGACUUUUCGCGAAAUGUUAUAGAACAAAAGAAAAGGACGUUUGAAGGGGAAAAGCGGGGUAAAAGGUUGGCAAUGUUGGAUUUGUUGCUUUUGGCUAAACACCAAGGGGCGGAUAUUGAUGACGAAGGCAUAGCCGAAGAGGUUGAUACUUUCAUGUUUGAGGGUCACGAUACGACUUCAAUUGCAAUCUGCUAUACGCUCCUCCUUUUGGCCAACCAUCCAGAUAUUCAAGACGAGCUAUAUUCUGAACUCAAAUCAGUCCUCAGUGACCCAACUCAGACUCCCUCUUACAGUGACCUCAAACAACUCAAUUUAAUGGAACGUUGUAUCAAAGAGUCGCUUCGGAUUUUUCCCAGUGUUCCUUUUAUUUCGCGCUUAUUAACUGAAGAUUUAACUACAGCUUCUGGUUAUGUCAUUCCAAGAGGCUCAAUGGCUCAUAUACAUAUUUACGAUUUGCAUAAUAAUCCAGAGAUUUAUCCUGAUCCUAAGAAAUUUGAUCCUGACCGUUUUCUUCCUGAAAACUGUCAAAAGAGACAUCCUUUCGCCUAUUUGCCUUUUAGUGCAGGUCCGAGAAAUUGUAUUGGCCAAAAAUUCGCAAUGUUGGAGCUAAAAGUAGUGUUAAGUGGAAUUUUGGGUAAUUUUGUUUUGGAAGCUGUGGAUAAGCCAAAAGAUGUGACCAUGAUUACAGACUUGGUACUUAGAUGUAAGGGACCAAUCAGGGUUAAGUUUGUACCAAGAUAUAAAAUAAAUUGAAUUUUUGAUUGGCCAGUAAAAUACGCAGUCCUGCCCUAAAGAUAUUGAUAUAAUAGGAUGUCAUAAGCAAUAAAUUGUAGUUGUAAUAAUUCCAUACAGCUGUAUUAAAAAUGUGUAACAUUAUUGAACUAAAA
This is a messenger RNA of Tribolium castaneum (red flour beetle), 1715 nucleotides long. RefSeq names its product cytochrome P450-like protein. The record is from RefSeq and is a predicted model, not a curated record. The coding region runs from base 1 to 1581 and encodes 526 amino acids. Lineage: Eukaryota; Metazoa; Arthropoda; Insecta; Coleoptera; Tenebrionidae. Gene Ontology annotation, molecular function: monooxygenase activity; oxidoreductase activity, acting on paired donors, with incorporation or reduction of molecular oxygen; iron ion binding. The transcript is spliced from 4 exons.